Rhinichthys klamathensis goyatoka is the source of this 752-nucleotide messenger RNA. RefSeq names its product adipose secreted signaling protein (gene adisspa). The transcript is spliced from 6 exons. Bases 161 to 703 code for a protein of 180 amino acids. The record is from RefSeq and is a predicted model, not a curated record. NCBI's taxonomy places the organism in Eukaryota, Metazoa, Chordata, Actinopteri, Cypriniformes, Leuciscidae.
UUCUUGAGAGCGCGCGCAGCGUCAGACCUGCUGCACUUGUUCGAGGGGACUGAUGGCACAGCGCGUCAGGCAACGCCACAAACCUGCUCCUACUGUACAUUCAAGAUAGGGUUCGUUCUCUGUGAGUCAAUGUCUGUUAUCUGGAGAUGAAAUCACAUUGAUGCCAAUAACCAUCCCUGGAUUUCCCUGGCCUUAUGUCGACAUGGCAACAGGAAGGAAAAGCUCCACUUCAAAAGGUGGAGUACAUUUCCCUGAUGAUGACGAAGACGCUUCCAUUAACAAUAGCUGUGAUGGAAAGCUUCAGGAUAAACUCAUUGUUGCUCUACCUGAGCCUGAUGGUGCAUAUCUCGUUAAGGUGGGAUUUUUAAGGAGCCAUCACAAAUAUGAAAUCGUCUUUUCUUUGCCCCAAGUCCCAACACUGGGCAAAGAUGUCACCCUCUCCCCUGCGCUUCGUGCUACGGCAAAACCACGGCUACGUGCAACACACAUCACUCCACGCCCUGAGGGGGGAGUGCGGGUGGUUUGUGAGUACAUCGCUCAGCAGGAGGGAGUUGUGCAGGAGGAACUCACCCUGGUCAACAGGAGCAGAAGGGACAGCAGCAUUCGAGUUAGAUUACAGGCCAGGGUUAUGGAGCGCCACCACGGAACACCAAUGCUACUUGAUGGAGUGCGGUGUGUUGGUGAAGAAAAACACACAAAAUAAUGACACGAAGAAAAUGUGACUAAACCAGUUUGCUUUGUGUAAAUGAUAA